Messenger RNA from Symbiodinium natans, 3636 nucleotides. NCBI's taxonomy places the organism in Eukaryota, Dinophyceae, Suessiales, Symbiodiniaceae. The record is from the annotation of a GenBank genome assembly.
AUGAGUGUGCAUGAGCUGUGCGUAUUUGUGUUCGGGGCUCGGCAAAGUUCUUGGGAAGGCUUGAUUCAGCAAACCUGGGCCACGGAGAGGACGGUCUUUGUUCACCUCAGAGGGCACAGGGGCGGGAACACGGGACACGCAGGAGCCAUCUCAGACAUUGAAGACUACGAAGAAGGCUGUUCCAAUGAUUCCAAUUGUUCCAGGAGGCCAGGUGGGCUCGGUUUGUGGCUCCACCUGGACCCGACACUGGGCUUGAACGAUGAUCGCCCCCACUUCCGGGCGCUGAGCCUCUGGUCUGCGCUGCGUGAGAAGCUGCUGCUGGCGCACUCCAACCGAUCCUCCGGCUCCCUCACUCCCUGGCUAGAGAGCUGCUACUGGCUCAUGCAUGUGGAUGGGACAAGCUAUGUCAAUGUCAAACGAGUCGCGCAGAGGUUGAGCUGCGUUAAGGGCCUGCGCCCGGAGUACUAUGGCGUGAGCCCCAUGAUUGGAGAAGCGCGAGUUGCUCUGGCAGAUGAAGCUACUGGCUACAUCCUCAGUCGACAGUUAUUGCUGAGUUUGCCGUCUGAAUGGAUCAUGAAGUGUGCAGACUACUACUCCGGCAGCGAUGAUGCUUACGGCUUUGGAUGGAAUUGGCCCUCAGGAUUCUACAUGUCACUCUGUUUGUGGCAGCAGCAGCGUUUGAUGUUGCAGCGCCUGGGCGACCCUGAGCAGGAGGUGCUGAUGCAUGCGCUCCCAGACGAGCCACGCAGCUCCACCAUCCAUCGACUUCGCAAGUUGCAUCCUUCAGGGCACUGUGUUCUGGUCGUCGCGGCAAAGACCACUGCGAACCUGUUGGAGAUUCACCGCCGCGUGCGUUUGUUGGGUCCCCUGGAGGAUCCUGCACGUGACAUCGUUCGAAACGAGGUAGGGUGUUUCGUGCAAUCCCUGGCGGAGCCUCUGGCUUUAGCACCGCCAUGGAGCUACCGAGUUGCCCGAAGCAUAGCCCGAUGCCCAUUGAAGGUGGCCGUCUCACAAACAGAGCUGGGGCUCUCGGUGCUAAAGCAUGAGCUCUUGGCGCCUUCUCAACCGACAGGUCCUGCUGCGGAGAGGUUGCGUGCUGGUCGCGGGCGCAGGCUGCUGUGCAUCCUGAUGCCGGCCACAGAUGCCACUCCCAAGCAGGUGGACCGUGCAGUGUCUGCCGUCCAAACGUGGGCCAAGCCCUACCUUUUCUCAGAGUCGGAUAAGGAAUCUCCGGGGCCUGUCCUUGCGCUUCUCUACAGCCGCCGCCCCCUUUUUGCAAGCUGGGCCAAUGCCACCUUGUCAUUGAGGGGAGAUGUGGACAUCCGACACCCCAAGUUCAAUGCCCUGCGCUUCAUCUACAUGUGGCUGACCCUUGCGCUGUACCACUCAUCUGACUGCAAGUUCUUCAUGAAGGCGGACAUGGAUGCUUAUGUGCACGUGCCAAGACUGUUGGAGACCCUUCGUGAGGCAAAUGCUUCGGCAAGCAUUUACGCAGGGCAGGUGACCCUAGCACAUGGCCCAGCGUAUGAGAAGUGGACCGAAUUCGCGCACGGGCUCGGUUAUGUUCUGAGCCGCAAGGCUCUGCAAAGCGCAGUGCCUGGCCUCAGGCGUUGCAUGAAGCAGCUCCUGGAUGUCCGGCUUGAGGCAAUCGAGGAUAUGCUUCUGGCGGCUUGCCUGCGACAUGCCCGUAUCUAUCCUGUUGACUUGGGCCCGAUCAUCUAUGAUUUCAAGCUUUCCAGCGAUUAUGUUGACAGGGUUGUGAGAGAAGCCCUUGUGGCACACCGUGUGGAAGAGAAGGAGAUGUAUCUGCUGCAUGAUGCAGCCAUCCGGAUCAGCCGUUGGUGGCGCUGGGCCCUCGGGCGGCGGCGACUGCCUGAGCAGCUUCGAAAAGCGAGGUUGCUGUGGCGCAGUUGUGAGAAAAUUCAGACAGCCUGGAGAUCGAGACUGAAGGCUUGGGCUGGAUGGCCGGAAGCUGGAGCUGGAAGAACAGCUCCAGUGCAGGCGACUUCUCUCAGGGAAGCCUCGCCAGCUGCAAGCAGGCUCGAAGGCACUCUGCCUCCACAUGACUGCGCAGGUGACCCCGGUGAGGGUGUGACCUCCGUGCAUCUGUGCAACAUUGGUGCUGAGCCCCAAAGCCGGGUGGCGGCGCUGUGGCAGGGCUGCAAGCUCAGGCGCGCCCUGGCAACACGAGUGGUACAAGCAAAGCUGCAACUCAGGCGCGACCUUUAUUGGUUGAUCGUCGAUGUUGAGUCACGCCAUCCGCCCAAAGUGCAAACGCAGGACCCCCAUGUCGGUCCUUGGCUGGAUGUGCUCUACGCUGGUCUGACCAAACUUCAGAGCGAGGUCUUGGCCGAACUGGCUGCCGCUCUCCGCGUCCCCCGCCUCCCUAUGGGUAGGCCUGCAUUUCGUGGCUGGCCAAAGGACUUGCGACGCCUGCCCCGUCUAGCGACCAGGCCGCUGCAUGACAUCAACGAGCCGAGUGUGGUGAUGAAGGCCAGCGCUGUGGAGUUUACGCCUCGCCGCUGUCUGCCUGGCCACCGGACACCUCCGAAGGACUGGUCCAAGGUGGCUCCGAGGGUUUGCUGCUGGGACAAGUCGGAGAAGGGCCAAGCCAUGAAAGUUGGUGGAAGUCGCAGUGGUGCGAGCACGCCAACAGGUGCUCGACGACCAAUGCCAGGUGCGGCAAAGACUCCAGAGGCCGAAGCGACGAAGCGGAUGAUGCUGUGGUUGGCCCUCCUUCCUCUCGUGGCUGCGUUCGACGAGACCUGCAUGCUGCAGCAGAGAUCCGCGAACAUCGAGUUGGUUGCAGAAAUCGCUGACCUUCCAGAUUGCAGCGCUCCAGCAGCCGUCGAGAGCUUCUGCCAGAAGGAGGUGCAUCGCGGUGCUUCAGCCAAGGGUUCUACCUGCUCGUUCUCUUGUGGCGUUGAUGGCUCGGUUUUGGACCUGGUCCACGACACCGGAACGCAGUCGGAGCAUGCGCUUGCACCAAAGGAGGGGAAGACCGGGAUGCUUCAGAACUCCUGGAAUGACGAGCACUUGAUCCUGGACGAAUACUUCGCCCUUCCGCAUGUGAACUGCUACAUGUGGAAUGGUGCAUCGAACAGUGGCAUGGAGAGCCAGCAGGGUGUUCGGGGGUCCGCGAUCUCCUGCGGCCACAAUUGCUACAACACCCCAGGCUGUAUGGGCUAUGUCCACUUCGAUGCACAUGGAGGGCAGUGCUGGUUGCUUUCGUGGAUCACGAGAUACCCAAUCUCAGAAUGUGAGAUUGGUCAAGAGGGAACGGAAAGCUGGCAGUUUACUGUCUACGUCAGGCAUCGCGGCGUAGACAGCAUUCACGUUCCCCCACCCUCGGCCAGGGACACGCUCGACCUUUACUUUGCCCUCCCUCACUUGAACUGCUAUCCGAGCCACGGUGGUUCGAACGACGGCCUUGAGGACUACCAGGGCAUCUCAGGCGAUGCCAUGUCGUGUGCAAGCACCUGCUUCGACAGGGAACGCUGCCGGGGCUAUGUCCAUUUCGAUGCCCAUGGAGGCAUGUGCUGGAUGCUCUCAGGGAUCUCGGACGACCCCGUUGCAGAAUGCGAGUUCGGGCAGAGUGGCGAGGAAAGCUGGCAGUUUACGACCUAUGUCAAGUAG